CGCCGGCGCCGACAUCUUUUCCAGCCGCCAAACUGGACGACUCACACAACGACAUCCCCCUCGUCCCAGUAUCGCGCAAGCCUACCUCCGCAACGAUGGUAGACAUGACCGCCGAGCCGCCAGACGGCACGCGAGCGGUGCCCACACCGGCGCCGGCGCGCGCCCCAGCCCGCCGCGACGAGGACUGGACAGACGGCGCCACUGACCAGGCUAUCGCCAUCGCUAUUGAGCAGCGCGACAAGGAGAACCCGCCAGGCGAGGGCGACUCGAUCUCGGGCAGUCUGAUGGGGCAGGUCGACGGGGGCAUCACACCCUCGUCGGUCACCCGCACACGUUGGUACGGGCCUGGCGGGUCACGGCGUAACUCUGUUGCGUCGUACCGCUCCAGCUCGGGCCUGUGGCGCCGCGGCUCGUCGACGUCGCUGCAGCGCCAGGCCAGCAUCGACGGCGGGUACGCUGGGCGCGGGGAGAGCUCGUACGCGCGCGGCGGCGGCGGCCCCCCCUCGCCGUCCGUGUCUGGAGUGUUCAUCCCCGACUCGGAAGACGAGGGAGAGAGCAGCUACCCCGCGCGCCGGUACUCGCGCCGCACGAGCAGGCAGGGCACCCAGCCACCGAUGAGUGUGCCGCGGCGGCGGCGCGACUCGAACGAGUAUUAUCGGCGAGAGGACGGAGGCGACGAGUCACAGCCGACCUCGCCGGUGCACCCGUCGUCUGUGAUCGCCCGCGUCGCAUCGUACUUUGGACGACCGCGGUACGACGAGGACGAGGAAGGGCUGAUUUCGCGUCGGAGGACGAGCGGAUCCGACUACGGUUCCGGGUCUGAGCACUCGCCCCGCCGAUCUGCUUCGCCUGUUUCGUCGCGCGACUCGUGGGGAUACGGGGAUGAGGACGAGGGAUACUCUGAGAACGGGUCUGGAGGUUACAACUCUGAUCUGGCCGACGACACAUCGCUCCCGCCACAGUCGCGCCCGGGCUCGCCGGUGCUCCCCCUCGUGCCCGCGCCACAGGACGGCAUCUUUGGCGAGUCGACCAUGCACAUUCACGACGAGGCCAAGGAGUUUGACGACACACUUGUUCCUUCUCGCCAGACGGUUCUCCUCCCGGAUGAGGAUUUGUCGAUCCGGUUUACAGGCUACAGGACGAACAAGUUCCGGCACACCAUUUGGUGGAUUGGGUGCAUCCUCACGCUUGGCGCUCUGGGUUUGAUUGGCCGCUGGACGCCGACAAUCUGGGUGCGCUUCUGUGGUGUCGAGACGCCGUUCGACGAGUCCAAGAAGGGCGACUGGCUGGUUGUCGAGACCCCGUACGGCGACAUUCACAUUGUCGAUAUCGAUGUCAUCGACUACCCUUACCCCCUGUCCACAGUCUUCCCGCAGCAGGCACCCGUGACCUCGCGCCCCGAGUCGCGUGCCGACUCACGUAUCGGCCCGGCAGACUACCAGGCGACGGGGUCGACGAGCCGCACGCCGCUGAAUGGCAACUCGACACCAGACCUCGAGCAGGGCAAGACGACGACCGAGGAGAAGCUCGGCAUCCUUAGGGUCAUGGAGUACCGCUACACGCGCUUUGCUCUCGAGCCUCACUCGGGCCGCUGGUGCAUGAUCCGCGACUGGCGCGACCCCAAGUGGACAUCCGUCCGCGCCGUCUCCCACGGUCUCGACUCGGCGACCCGCGAUCAGCGCCGCAUCCUCAUGGGCGACAAUUCGAUCGACAUUGCGAGCAGGAGCCUCGUCCAACUACUCAUGGACGAGGUCCUGCACCCGUUCUACGUCUUCCAGAUUGCGUCCAUCUUGCUCUGGUGCUUUGACGACUACUACUACUACGCGUUCGCGAUUGCCCUCAUCAGCGCGACGAGUAUUCUGUCGUCGCUCAUCGAGACCAAACGCACGAUCGAGCGUAUGCGUGAAAUGUCCCGCUUCCACUGCCCUGUCAAUGUGCUCGUCGACGGCGAGUGGAAGCGCGUCGACUGCUCCGACAUGGUUCCAGGUGACAUCUUUGACGCGUCGGACUCGACGCUGUCCGUCUUCCCGUGCGACGCGCUGCUGCUGUCUGGCGACGCAAUCGUCAACGAAUCGAUGCUUACCGGCGAGUCGGUCCCGGUCAGCAAGGUGCCAGUCAAGGACGACGCAUUGCGCUCCAUGUCGCGGGAGACCAAGGCUGGCAGCUCUGAUGUCGACCCCGAGCUGGCAAAGCACUACCUUUUCUCCGGGACCAAGAUCAUCCGUGUGCGCUCUGGUGCCAAGCCCGCCUGGGCACCCAGAGACAGCGACAACGUUGCCUUUGCCAUGGUCGCCCGUACCGGCUUCAACACGACCAAGGGCGCCCUCGUCCGCUCAAUGCUCUUCCCAAAGCCGCUCGGAUUUAAAUUCUACCGGGACUCGAUGAACUUUAUCGGCGUGCUGGCCAUGAUUGCCGGCUUUGGGUUCACCAUCAGCGCCGUCCAAUUCAUCCGAAUCGGCAUCAAGUGGCACACGAUCGUCAUCCGCGCCCUGGACCUUAUCACCAUUGUUGUCCCGCCAGCGCUCCCUGCGACACUCACCAUCGGUACGACGUUCGCUAUUGAGCGACUCCGGAAGAGUGGUAUCUUCUGCAUUUCGCCCAACCGCGUCAACAUCGGCGGCAAGGUCAAUGUCGUCUGCUUCGACAAGACUGGUACACUAACAGAGGAGGGUCUUGAUGUCCUUGGCGUGCGUACCAUCGACCGCCUUGACCGUCGGUUCUCCGAGCUGCACUCGACCAUGGAAGACAUGCCUACGACCGGUGGACCUAAUGGCAAGACGCCUCUCCUCUACGCCCUGGCCAGCUGCCACGCCCUCAAGCUCAUUGAUGGUGAGGUGCUCGGUGAUCCACUCGACAUCAAAAUGUUCGAGUACACGGGCUGGAGCCUCGACGAGGGACAGUCACGCCAGGUUAAGGGCGGCGCUGGAGGUGGUGAGCGUACCCAGACCCUGGUCCAGACGGUCGUCCGCCCGCCUGGCCAGGACCGCUGGCGCAUGGAGGACGCACACGGCACCAACCGCAACCUCGAACUCGGUGUGAUCCGCACCUACGACUUUGUCUCUGCUCUCCGCCGCAUGACGGUCAUUGUCAAACGCCUCAAGUCUACCAGCAUGGAAAUCUACUGCAAGGGUGCUCCAGAGGUCAUGCCUGACAUUUGUGAUCCCGACUCGUUCCCCACCGACUAUGACGACAUGCUCUCCUACUACACGCGUAACGGCUUCCGAGUCAUCGCCAUUGCCGGCAAGUCGGUCGAGGGCCUCACUUGGCUCAAGGCCCAGCGCAUGCGCCGCGAAGUCGCCGAACACAAUCUUCAGUUCCUCGGCUUUAUCGUUUUUGAGAACAAGCUCAAGCCCGGCACCGCGCCCAACAUUCACACCCUGCGUGCGGCCCACAUCGCCUGCCGCAUGGUCACAGGCGACAACGUGCGCACGGCCAUCUCUGUGGCUCGUGAGUGCGGCCUCAUCUCCCACUCGGCCAGCGUGUACAUCCCGACUUUCAUUCCCGGAACUGGUCACACAGAGGAGGCGCGCCUCGACUGGUGCAGCAUCGAUGACGAGUCACACAGGCUUGACGAGUACACACUCCUCCCGCUCGUCAACCGAGACAUGGCAAUGGACGCCGAGGAAAUCGAGGUGCCAGACUACCAGCUCGCACUCACAGGUGACGUGUUCAAGUGGAUGCUCGAGUACGCGCCUCUCGAGACGAUGAACCGCAUGCUCGUCAAGGGUGUCAUCUUCGCACGCAUGUCUCCCGACGAGAAGGCCGAGCUCGUCGAACGCCUCCAGCAGCUUGGUUACACUGUCGCGUUCUGUGGUGACGGCGCCAACGACUGCGGUGCGCUCAAGGCUGCCGACGUCGGUGUCUCGCUCUCCGAGGCCGAGGCGUCCGUUGCCGCGCCGUUCACCAGCCGGACACCGGACAUCUCGUGCGUCGCCGAGAUCAUCCGCGAAGGACGUUGUGCCCUCGUUACCAGCUUCAGCUGCUUCAAGUACAUGGCGCUGUACUCGCUCAUCCAGUUCACGACUGUUACGCUGCUGUACAGCUUUGCCUCGAGUCUCGGCGACUUCCAGUUCCUCUACAUCGACCUGUUCAUCAUCAUCCCCAUCGCCGUGGCGAUGGGCCGCACCCUCCCCUACCCCAAGAUCUACCCAAAGCGGCCUACAGCCAGCCUGGUCUCCAAAAAGGUGCUUACCAGCAUUAUCGGCCAAACGAUCAUCAACGCGGCCAUCCAGGGCCUCGUGUUUGUCUGGGUCCGCAAGCAACCGUGGUACGAGGCGCCCGUGGUCGACAACGACGAGCUCGAGACGUUCAACUACGAGAACACGUCGCUCUUCCUCAUCUCGUGCUUCCAGUACAUCCUGGUUGCGGGCGUCUUCUCGGUCGGCCCGCCGUACCGCAAGCCCAUCUACUCAAACAUCUCGCUGGUGAUGUGUCUCAUCGGUCUGACUGGCUUCUCAACCUAUGUGCUCCUCAUGCCCAGCAAGGCCGUCGCCCUCAUCCUCGACAUUAUCGAGCUGCCCUCGUCGUUUAAGAUCCAGCUGCUGAUUAUCGCCAUCUUCAACAUUAUCAUCUGCUUCGGCUUUGAACGAUAUGCCGAGCGCCCCAUCGCCCGCGCCAUCGCCAACGUCAAGCGCUGGAACCGCCGCCGCCGCGGACGCAGGCACGGCAAGCACGGCGAGCACCACUACAAGAGCAUUGAGCAACAGUUCUAGACCACAUGUACACGCCGCAGCGCGUCUUCUUGGACAUUGUACGACUGUACACCACAGCUGCAUGAUAAAUGAC
Vanrija pseudolonga is the source of this 4785-nucleotide messenger RNA. RefSeq names its product putative cation-transporting ATPasec. NCBI's taxonomy places the organism in Eukaryota, Fungi, Basidiomycota, Tremellomycetes, Trichosporonales, Trichosporonaceae. Gene Ontology annotation, molecular function: ATP binding; ATP hydrolysis activity; ATPase-coupled monoatomic cation transmembrane transporter activity. The transcript is spliced from 2 exons. Gene Ontology annotation, cellular component: membrane. Gene Ontology annotation, biological process: transmembrane transport; intracellular calcium ion homeostasis. The record is from RefSeq and is a predicted model, not a curated record. The coding region runs from base 96 to 4712 and encodes 1538 amino acids.